UGACGUCAGGUCGUUCUAACGGUUAUGGCGGCCAACAAAGGAUCAGGAUGCCGCGAUGAUCAGCUUGUUGUAAAACUGCGAGUGACUUUUAAAGACUGAAACAAAGAUUCCUACUAUAAAAAAUACACAUCGCCAUUUCAGACAGAGGCGGCGGGUUUCUGCUGGGUUUCAGCCAUAUUCAGAGACAGCUCUGUGUACGUCAGUUGCUAGGCAACGGCUGGAGACGCUUUCUAUCCAAACCUUGAAUUUUUCUUUUGGUGGCGAAAAGCUGUUCUUGAAGCAAUGUCUACUGAAAAACAGGCAGUUGGAAGAGAAGUUGACGAUCUUCCGGUGAACCAACCAGCAACAGACUUAUCGGAUGAUUUAAAAAUGUUGUCAUCCGAGUUCGGAUCUCUAGUGAAAGUAGCCUGGACGUUGCUCGAUAAGUUUUCAACUGGCUGCCGAUGUGUGGACGAGUUCAUAGAGAAUGUUUCCACGGAUUUACAGAGCUUUGAUCCUCUGGAGAGGAAAUUCAUCCUGGACGUUUUUUCUGGAUGUGUUGAGUAUGAAAAGCUGCUUGAUAUUGUUGUCAAUACUUUCUAUGGUCAGCACAGAAAGUGGUUGUGCAAAAGAGAUCGCAACCAGUUCAUCGUUAUCUGCUACCUCUGCAUGUUUUGUCUUGAUCAACUUGGACUUGAACAUUUUAGCACCAUAGUUAAAUCUCUGGGUCGCCUGAAGAUGCACUUCUUUCUAGACUUUUUCUUCUCAAACAUCACCACAUGGGUACAGGAAGAGUGGAACGCAAUCUAUGAGCCUGAAUUUGUGGAGAAGCACUGGAUUACCCCUCUGCUCAGGUGGCGCCCUAAGAUCAAUCAUCUCAUGAUUCAGCUCUCAAAAAAAGAAAGAAGAGCUCCAGCUAAACUCAUCCACUGUCAGGAUUUCAUCUUCUCCAAAAAUAAACUGCCAACCACACCCAAAAGGGAGCCGAGCCCUGUGCCAGACAAGUUCACACCAGUACCAAGAAGUUCUUACAUAAGUCCAAUAGAACUGCAGAAAAUACAGGAGUGUAAAGAGAAGAACAAAAAAAAGGCUGAGAAACUUCUGCAAGCGAUCCAGUACAGAUGUUGGGAUCCGGAGAAAUCAGAACAAACGGAAAGUGUGAUUUCCGAGAUUAAGGCAAAAGGCGACUCCAAAAUGAAGUCUGAGUCUUUUCAUGCAGUAGAAAUUCCUCGCACUAAUAUGGUGGAGAGCCACUCAGUCAGGCUUAAUAAUGCAGCUAUUUGGAGAAGAGAGGCUUUGCAUGACCGUCUGGUGAAGGAGGAGCUACACAAAAUAGAUGAACUGGUCCAGGGAGCUGUAGACCCGUCGCCUUUCCUGCAGCGGCUAAAGGAGCUGGAGGAGCGGGAGCGCCAGGAGAAGCGGCAGGCAGAAGAACGGAGCCGUCUGGAGACUCAGAUCAUCGAAAAGGAGAUAAUUCUGAUUCGCAAACGGAUUGCUGAGCAAAAACAUGAAGCUGCUCUGCGCAAGAAAGAAGAGACUGCUCACCUCAAGCAAAGAUAUGCAGAAAAGCGGGUGAAGGAAGAAAAGGAAAUAAAAGACUUGGUGCAACAAGUGAUGGAGGGCAGGAUUAACUCAAAAGUAGCUCAAGAAAGGAGCAAGAAAACAAAGCAGAAAAUCGUGAAAGAAGUAUCAGAGGAAAAACAGGAGCUGCUUCGCCAAGCCCUCCAGGAAAAACAGGAGGAGUUCAGAAAAAGGUCUCAAAUUGUCCGCGAAAUUCACGUCAUUGAGUCGCUGCCUAUCGUCAAAUCGAACAAGUUCGACGAGACGGAGACCGCAGGCUAUGAGCUGCUGGGUGAGAUGUCACUGGCCGAGCUGAAGGAGAGGCUGGCGCUGCUGAGGCAGAACCAGCAGAAAGAGGAGGAGGAGCGACGCAGCAACAUCCUGGAGGAGAAGCAGAAGAAGAAGCAGCAGAUCCUGGAGACGCUAGACAACAUCAACCUCUACAGGAAGCUGCUGAUGAAGGAAGCAGCCGACAGGAAAGAGGAGCAGCGAGCCCAGCAGGAGCUCCUGAAGCAGGUGGUGAAUGAGGACGAGACCAUUGUGGCUCUGAAGAAGAAGCUGGAGGAUAAGAAACAGGCGUUCCACAAAGUGAAGGAAGUUGAGCGGAGCCAGCUCAAACCCAGCAAAAGGCUCGUCAGGAGAGAGUCUGAUCAGAAAGAGUUAAAGGAGAUAACAUGGGAGGAACUGGAGCAGAGCUUAGCCCGUUACGUGCAGGACGCCAAGUGAUUCAACCUCUUCGGAGAAAAACAUGUGAACGAUACUCCCUGAUAUGAUUCGUGUUUCACCUUAUUGUUAUUUUAAACCAUUCUGACUCAUUUUCCAUCCAUUAAAUCUCAUUAAAAAU
Messenger RNA from Poecilia reticulata (guppy), 2383 nucleotides. It is a transcript of the gene cfap99, whose product is annotated as cilia and flagella associated protein 99. The record is from RefSeq and is a predicted model, not a curated record. NCBI's taxonomy places the organism in Eukaryota, Metazoa, Chordata, Actinopteri, Cyprinodontiformes, Poeciliidae.